Aedes aegypti (yellow fever mosquito) is the source of this 3678-nucleotide messenger RNA. RefSeq names its product probable ATP-dependent RNA helicase DDX20. The record is from RefSeq and is a predicted model, not a curated record. The coding region runs from base 270 to 3455 and encodes 1061 amino acids. Gene Ontology annotation, molecular function: RNA binding; ATP binding; RNA helicase activity. Gene Ontology annotation, cellular component: SMN complex. Lineage: Eukaryota; Metazoa; Arthropoda; Insecta; Diptera; Culicidae. The transcript is spliced from 3 exons. Gene Ontology annotation, biological process: spliceosomal snRNP assembly.
UGUCACGAGCCGAGUGCUGACGUUUCGUAAAAGUUUGAGGUGUUUUCUUCAGGGCUCCAAGAGAAGAUUUUACCUGAAAUUUGUGAAUAAAAUACAUGUUUUAUUAGUUAAACUUGUUCUCCAAGCAACGCAACGUUGACCGAAAGUGUGGAAACAGACGCAAAACCGUUUUGAUCCGCAUCAUUUUUUACGCUCUAGGCGAAAGGAAAAAAAAAAAGUGCAACAAAGUUGAGGGGAAAAGUGUGAAAAUCGGAAAACCUCAAUCCAGGAUGGCCGGCCACAAGAUGAACGACGAGCGGCCCCGGACGGCGGACGUCGAGUUCGAUUUGUCGCUCCAGUUCUCGAAGAUGUUCCUCUCGGAACCGGUGCUACGAGGAUUGACGCGAAACAACUUCACCCACCCUUCCCCCAUCCAGGCACGUGCCAUCCCACUAGCUAAGCUGGGACUAGAUUUACUGGUACAAGCAAAAUCCGGAACGGGCAAAACACUGGUAUUCACUGUGUUGAUAACGGAGAACCACAAUCCGGACGUCAUGUUCCCACAAUCGCUGACGGUUGUGCCAACUCGGGAAAUUGCAGUGCAAAUCGAGGACGUCCUGAACCGGAUCGGGUAUUCGGUUCCGAAUUUCCGCGCCAAAAGUUUCAUCGGCGGGUUGGACAUCAGUCAGGACCGGAAGAACUUGCAGAGCUGUUCGGCCGUGGUCGGAACUCCCGGGAGGAUCAACCAUCUGAUCAAGAGCAACGUGUUGAACACAAGUCAGAUCAAGAUCUUGGUACUGGAUGAAGCAGAUUCGUUGAUAACCGGAUCACUCAAACCGGAAGUUGACCAGAUUGUUAAAAUGUUGCCCACUAAGAGGCAAACGGUGGUCUGCAGUGCAACGUAUUACAACAACAGGGACCGCGAAUUGCUGAAAUACCUGAACGAUAAAUUCAUUGGAGUUACGCCGAAGAAGGAAGUUCCGGUUCUGCAUGGCAUUCGACAAUUUGUUCAGGAACUUCCGGAAGCGAAGGACAACAUUAAAGAAAUGAUGGCAAAAAUCGCCGAGCUGAAUCGCAUACUGAAGAAGGUUCCGUAUGGCCAAUGUCUGGUAUUUGCAAACACCCAAACCAAGGCGGACACUUACUGCAGCUAUUUGGGGCGGGCUGGAUGGCCAACCGAGGUCAUCCGUGGAGGACAAGAGCAGCGCGUUCGAUUGAAGACCGUUGAGAACUUGAAGGAAUUCCGUUGCCGGGUGCUAACCGCUACCGAUGUCAUUUCGCGCGGAAUCGAUGCCGAAAAUGUGAAUCUGGUAAUCAACGUAGAUGUUCCGAGGGAUAACUCGGUCUAUCUGCAUCGCAUUGGGCGAGCAGGUCGCUUUGGCACUCAAGCCAUCGCAAUUACCCUGGUUUCGUCGAGUAAAGAGAUGGACCGCUUUCGCAAAAUCCUUCAAGAUAUCGGAGGUAACGAUAUGUUUGUGUAUCGCCUUCCUGCGGAAAAAAUGGAAGAAAUCUGGAAUUUUGACGAAUAUGGUGAAAAAUACGCCAAACUGUACGCAUCUAAGCUGGAACAGGAAAUUCGCGAUCAGGACGCGGAUCGAUCGUUUUUGGAAACCAUCGAAGAAGUCGAUUCCAAAACGGAGCUGGAGGUCAAAUCGAACGAAACCGUAUUGAACGACAGUCUGGAAGAUCAGGUGAAGAAAGUGAACUCCGCUGUUGAGAUGGAUUCCAUUGAGGAUUUGUCCAAAAAUUCGAAGAAGCAGUUUGAAGCCACAGACGAUGAAGGGCAAGAGGAAGUAGUGGAGAGGAUUAUUCCGCUUAGCCUUCCGGAAGACGACUCCGGAAACAACGCUGCUCAAAGUGGCGAGACCAAAGAUGUCGACGAUGUGUUCCUCGCUGCCAUCGGAAAGGUUGAUGCUGAAGAGGUACAGAGCGGUAAUCAAUUAGAGCUGGCCUCUGAGAACAAGCUUCAAUUUGAAGAUAACGAAAUACAGAAAGUAAUCGAAUCCUCGGGAAACGACGAGUCGAGUGCAAAUGCAGAUGACAUGAUUCUGGCCGCUAUGAAGAAGCUGGAACUGGAAGACUCGGUCACGCUAUCCAGCGAAUCGCAAAUCUCGGACGACAGUAUUAUAUCCAAGGUAGAUCAGAAGUUCCUGGAUGCUAUGAAGCAAGUGGAGCUCGAAAAGGAUGUGGAAAAUGGAAACGUCCCAGAAGAAUCACCAAAUACCAACGAAAAUAUAGAACCACCAAUUGAUAAAAUGUUCCUGGAAGCGAUGCAGAAGUUGGACGUUGAAGACCAAGCAGAUCAACAGCCCCUCUCUAACGGAGAAAACGUUGACGAACUCUUUCUCGCGGCCAUGGAGAAAGUCGAACGUGAUCCGCCAGAAUCCUCGGAAACGUCCGACAAACAGUCAUCCUCUGAAACAUCUGAACUCAGCUGUUCCACGCCCGAAUCUUGCUACACCAGUGACAGUUCCUUCAGCUCCAACGCCACCAAAAAGGUGGAAGUUGGAUCAAACUUCACAACACCAAACUCCCGGGUUCAGGGAAUUCGAGGCGCCAUGCCCGAUCAUCAGGUCAGCUCCUCCAGUUCCAAUAAUUCGUCGGAAAUCGAUCACAACUCUGACCCCGAAAUUCCUACCCAACAGAACAGCCUCAAUCUAGAGGUGAACAACGAUGCCCUGUUUGCCAAAAUCAUGGAACAGAAAGAGCUUGAAGCCGGACAACUGCAGCGCCCGUUCCAGUUCUCCAUUGACGGGUGCAGCUUGGAGGUGCACGAUGACCCGGUCAGCGAUAGGGACAUCAAUUCGCGCAAAGGAUCCGUUCCCGAUGUGGUACCGAGCGGAAUCACCCUAGAUCCAUCACGACUGCAGCAUCAACCAUCGGUCGAGGAGGAAGAAGAGGAAGCGGCCACAUUCGAUCUUAACUCCAACACGUGCGGUUCCAACCAUGGAUCCGUGUUUGAACCGGAAGAAGCCGUUAUUCCUCAAGAUAAUCGUCCGAAGCGAAUCCGUUUCCAGCAGCAAGACGACAACUCUCUAGAACUGCACUCAAACUCCGUCGGCGUUAUUCCGGGUGGGGCCAGUCAACAAGGUGACCAACCGGAAGUUGACCCCUUGGCACUUCCCCAAAUCCCAGAUACCGUAUCCGCCACGGAGGAAGCCGAUGAUGCCAGCUCCUAUUCCUCCCAGUACGACAGUGAAUCGUCAAACCCAUCCUUCUUUGACCAGCAGGUCUGGGAGUCGGAAACCCAAAAUGUUCCCGAUGAGGCACAGCCGGAAGAUCAACAACAACAGCAACAGGAGAACAACGCAGACCCAGCCCGGAAGAGGAAAGUUUCGAAAAGAUCGAAGAAUGCCACCAAUCGGUACCAUCGGUCGCAUUCCAGCUGGACCACCCAGUACUGGAACCAGAUGACGAUGAUUCGCGAUUACGUGCGGUUUGCGGCCUACGCCCGCCACAACGCCUUUGGCAAUUGAAACCGUUUUGCAUUUGUUCUGACUACCAUUUUACGAACCGUAACACGUAGCCAAGUGGUUUUUGAUCUUCUUCGAAAUGUGAUGUUAUUACUCUACUUAUUAUUAUCGAUUUAGUUUUCAGUUGCUCCUGGAUUAUUAUUUUUUUGUUGGCCAUGAAGGCUCUUGUGAAUUAGAGAGAAAGAGACAGGUACAUUUAAAUAAAAGUUAAUAUUAUAGUAUCCUA